Molecule: messenger RNA, 555 nt
Organism: Theileria equi strain WA
Lineage: Eukaryota; Apicomplexa; Aconoidasida; Piroplasmida; Theileriidae
Exons: 2
Coding region: 1-555 (184 amino acids)
Source: RefSeq, a predicted model, not a curated record
AUGCCGGCAUGCACCGUUCCAAUAGUAUAUUCUUGGGAUGGCAUAGUUACAAAAUACCACGCAAAGCACCUAGAGAAAAUAGCGGUGCCCAUAAAAAUCAGAGCCUACAUGCAGACUAGAGUACUACGUACCACCUUUGAUUCGGUAACUCACGAUCGAAGAAGAGGAGUUGAAGAAAGAGCUCCAGAAGAAAAACUGGAAGAUAUCUUCGAAAGGCUCCUCGGAAACCUCGACAAAGAGGAUAAACUCAAAUGGUCAAGAAAUCAAGAACUUCUCUACCUAGAAACAUUCGAUAGUGAUGCUACUAAGUCUAGGUACUUUGAAAAUACUGCUAAUGGUACAUGGAAGAGUAUAACUAAGGAGGACUAUGAUCAGAAGCUAAAGGAUCUCAAGGGUGGAGUAACCUCUAGCUCUGGGUCAACGCAGUUCUGGUCCUGGAACUCAUAUUCUCCCUACGCUGAUCCUCAUACCGCUCUUACUUCCUCUGACACUGUCUCUACUACUUCUGUUCAUAGUGUAUCUACUAUUACUAAUCCUGGACCGCGUCCACAAUAA